Molecule: messenger RNA, 2040 nt
Organism: Trichomycterus rosablanca
Lineage: Eukaryota; Metazoa; Chordata; Actinopteri; Siluriformes; Trichomycteridae
Gene: plekhb2
Product: pleckstrin homology domain containing, family B (evectins) member 2
Exons: 8
Coding region: 92-775 (227 amino acids)
Biological process (GO): regulation of cell differentiation
Cellular component (GO): membrane
Source: RefSeq, a predicted model, not a curated record
CGCUGCUGGUGCUAGUGCUGAUGACGUCACUGGUGGUGACCGUUAGUGGGCACUUGAAUAACAGUGAGGAGAUUUUUCUCUUCCCUGCAGUAUGGCGCUGGUAAAAAACGGGUGGCUUUACAGACAGAGUACCAUCUUGCGUCGCUGGAAGAGAAACUGGUUUGAUCUCUGGUCAGAUGGGCGUCUGAUCUUUAGUGCUGACGAGCUCAGCCGUUACAUGGAGGGCGAUAUUCAUAUGAAGGUGGACUGUAUCAACAUCCGGACUGCCAACACAUGUCAAGAUCUGAAUCCUCCUGAAGGAAAAUGCAAAGAUGGCAUUUUUCAGAUUGUGUGCCGUAACGGUCGUGUUAUAAGCCUGUGCGCAGACAGUACAGACAGCGCCUUAGCCUGGACCAUGUCCCUCCAAGCUGCCAGAAUGAACACUGUUAUGAACCCCCCCCAGAAUGGGAUUUCCUCUAAUGAUGUCUUACCUUCUGCUCCUCCUUUGGAUGUGGAACUGAACCCAACUCCUCAGGUUUACUACCCAGACCAGUAUGGAGACUACGUCUCUACUCCACCUUCACCCAACAACACUCAUGUGAUGUACCCUGUAUUCUGGCAGCGACAAGCACAUGCUUCCCCCUCUCAGUACCAAGAAUCAAACCCUGAACAUCAUGUCACCCACGCGGUCACUGAGGGGCGUCACCAUGGUGCUGCAGGAGAGAAGGUUCUCCUUGUAAUGUCUGGUGCUGCAACAGCAGUCACGAUCGGUUCCUUUUUAUCAUCUGUAUUUUAACCUGAACGUCUGACGUGUGCUCCUGCAGUGCUGAAGCAGUUAAUACUUACUAAGUAAAGACCAAGAGCUGAUCCUAGCUAUGUUAGCUAUGAUUGGGAAGUUCUGUGACCUGACUGGCACUUACAAACUAACGUGUGGACCAAAGCCAUGUGUAUGAAUUGAAUUUGACUGGCAAGCUAUCAGCUUUUGUUUACAUGGGACGGCACCAUGGCACUUAGCAGUACAUUGCCAUGUCAGUUUAUGUUUUUUUAGUCUAUAGUGUUUUAACUUAAGGUGCCUAUACAGUAAAUUUUCUGUUUAUACCCAGAUAUACAUGGGAAGAGUUUGGUAUACAUUAUGAAAAUUUGUUUGCAGAUUUUUGCUUUUAAAUACUCCUCAAAUAGAAAAAAAUUGCCUCAGUACCAGUAGGUGGCCUCAGCUUCAAUUAUUAAAUAGAAUAAAGAAUUAAAUAGGUGUAAAGAUCAGUAAGAUACUUACAUGCAGUUUCUAUAGUAAACAUUUGUCCCGUUGGUGGGAAAUGGUCAUUUAAACUGAUAACAAAGUACAAAUCUAUAUGCUUUAUGAUCUGUAAAAUCAACCAUUUGACGUGUAAUGUUAUAUCCAAAUUAAAUGCAAAUUAUUUUGGCUUUGGACUAUAAAAUAGCUAUUAGGUUGCAACAAAGCUCAGAUUUGAAUAUGAACGUCUGUGUUGAUUGCUUCAACACUGUAGCCACAGUGAUAGUUUGUUCAUUAAAUUAUAAAGCACUAGAGGCUUUACGAGCUUCUUUAACUCCGGCUUUACUUGCUUGUAUUUUGUGUGCACUUUACAUUCCAAAAAUGAAAAGCUGCUAACAGUAUGAUUGUUGGAGAAUAAUACUGCUUUAUAUUGCACUAUUUCAGCUUAAUUGUUAUUUAUUCAUUUUGGGUUUGUGGAAAAAAUGUUUGUUUGUGGAAAAAAGUAAUUGUCUAACUUAUUGUAAUAUUUUCUUCACCUGAAUAUUUGCACAGGGGUUUGGAUUAUGUUUAUGUAUUAGGUUUUUAAUUAAAUACACAGUAGCAUUAUUAAUGAUGGUCUCUGAUUUGCUGUUUACACAUUUAUAUUGCUUUAUGUGAGACAAGGACCUAAAUCAUGUCACUGUUACUCCUUGACCCCACUGAGCUUCACAUAUAUCUGAAUUUUGUGGACCAAUACCUAAAAGUUCAGAAUUCAUGUACGUUUCAUGGUUUUAAUGUAUUACUGUUAUGAUUGUAUAAAUAACCAAUAAAGAGCUUUAACUUUUUUCUUA